This is a messenger RNA of Centruroides sculpturatus (bark scorpion), 1848 nucleotides long. Its product is annotated as patched domain-containing protein 3-like. The record is from RefSeq and is a predicted model, not a curated record. Lineage: Eukaryota; Metazoa; Arthropoda; Arachnida; Scorpiones; Buthidae. The transcript has 4 exons. Gene Ontology annotation, cellular component: membrane. Bases 199 to 1848 code for a protein of 549 amino acids.
UAGUUUAUCUAACUGAUGAUAAAGAUAAAGUAAAAAGCGGAUUGUUUAAAAAAAUGGUCGUAUCAUGUUUACGAAAAGAUUCAAAAAUAUAAUUUUACAUAUAUCAAAGUCAUCCCAAAUUCUCCAUUAAUUGCAGAAAAAGAAUUUCACAAAGUAAUUGAUAAAACAAAACCUAAAAUUGGAGGUGUCAUUAUAAUUAUGAUUGUACUUUCGAUAUUUUUCAAUAUGAGCAAUAAGUGGGUUAGAUGUAAACCUUUUCUUGGUUUUGCUAGUGUCAUAAAUGCUAGUUUGGCUGUUGCAUCGUCUUUUGGAUUACUAGCUGCAUCGGGUGUAGAAAGUACUUACUGGAAUGUCAUCAUUCCAUUUUUAAUUCUUGUGACCGAGAUAGACGAUGCUUUCGUAUUAAUAGGAUGUUGGAGGAUUUCUAAUCCUAAAUGUACAGUUGAGAGAUGCAUGGAAGCAACAUAUGAAGAAGCUGGAGUUUCCAUCACACUCACAUCACUCACUAAUUUUCUUUCGUAUUGCAUAGGAAUGAUGGCUCCAUUUCCUUUUAUUCGAAUAUUUAGUUAUUACACUGCAACUUGCAUAAUGUUCAAUUUCGUGUAUCAGAUAACGUUUUUUGGAGGAUGCUUGGCGUUGAGUGGAUAUAGAGAAGAAAAGGAUUUUCGUUCUAGAAAAUUUGUUAAAUGUGAACAAAAUGAAGUACAUCUUGAAGAGAAAAAUAACGCUGGAAAAGAAUUUACUAUGGUAUUUUUUAAAGAUUUCUUAGGAGAAAUACUUUCUGGUAUACUGGUGAAAAUAAUUAUUAUUAUAAUUUAUGUCAUUAAUUUGUCGUUUGGAAUUUGGGGAACAUUUCACAUUCAGCAUGGUAUUAAGUACGAAAAUUUAUUUCCAGAAGAUUCUGUAAUUACACAAGGACUUAAAACUAAUUUCAAGUACUUUACGCAUUUUUCAUAUCCUUUUCAGAUAAUUAUUAAUGAAACGUUGGAUUACUCGGAUAUAAAAGUACAAAAAUCGAUAGGAAAUCUGUUCAAUAAAUUCGAGAAACAUCCAAAUAUUGCUACAGAAGAAUUUACUGUGUCUUGGUUGAAAUUCUACAAAGAAUUUCAGAAAAGUCCCGUAGCAAAAUUCUCAUUGCAGGGUUACAAUAUGUCAAACAAGCAGGACUUCAUUAAUGGCCUUCGUGAUGUUUUCUUUAACAUCAAAGCUGCCCAAUCACUGUCUAAUGACGUCGUCUUUAACAGCAACGGAACUGACAUCUUAUACAGUAGAUUUUUUAUUAUUAGUAAAGAUUUAAAUUCUUCAUACUCAGAAAGAAAUACAUUAAGAGAUUUGAUGAAAAUCACUGACCAAUCCGACAUUCCUGUUCUAGUACAUUGUAUAAAAUCAGGGAUGAUUGAACAAGGGAUUAUUAUUGGACAAAUGAUUCACCAAUUAUUUUGGAUUACUGCUGUGCUAAUAACAGCGGUUUAUCUGCUGUUCGUACCGAACUUAUUAGUCGCAAUUAUUGUUGCAAUAUCAGUUGUUUCUUCAAUGGUAGAAACCUUAGGUUAUAUGUCUUUAUGGGGUGUCAACUUGGAUAUUAUAUCAAUGAUGAGUCUCAUUCUGUGUGUGGGUUUCAGUAUAAAUUAUCCUGCUCAUAUUUCGUAUGCUUAUAUCAUGUCACAAUGCAAAAUACCAAACGAGAAAUUAAAAGAUUCUCUGUAUCGUAUAGGCUUUCCAAUAUUCCAAGGAUCAUUGACCACAGGAUUAGUGAGUUUAACAAAAUACGUGUGGUGUCACCGACUGCAGCGACUUCCCUUCCAGAGUCCUUUGUGUUUCUCAGUUAGCUAUAAGUUUCAACUUUGA